Messenger RNA from Fusarium subglutinans, 477 nucleotides. Its product is annotated as catalase. Lineage: Eukaryota; Fungi; Ascomycota; Sordariomycetes; Hypocreales; Nectriaceae. The coding region runs from base 1 to 477 and encodes 158 amino acids. The transcript has a single exon. The record is from RefSeq and is a predicted model, not a curated record.
AUGGCCGGAAGUCGGAAGAAAAUCCAAGAGAUCUUGGAUCGGGCAAUUACUCCAGAGAAUUCAGAUUGCGAUACUGAAAGCGUUGCACAUAGCCCUGGUGAAAGGUCAGCGGUUGACUCUGACGCUGAUGAUCAGCAACAAGAGACCUACCCCGACCAGGAACCAUCUAAGGUUUUAGGAGAUGAAAACGAUCGCCCGAAAGAAUGCCAUGACUACAAGACCACUGAAGAGUUGAGGUCUGACAAUUUUGAGAAGAAUACUUUCAGACAACCAAAGUUCUGGCUUUCAUGGAGAGGAAAGGUACUUGUAAAGCCUGAAUCGGGUGUAGUCCCGGAGCAUCACCCCCACCCUGAUGCAAUGCAAUCUGGCAUCGGUUAUAUUGUCUUUACUGGGAAUAAGUACCAAAAGUUCAAGGGUACCAUUACCUGUGAUGAUCUUGGUUGGGAUAAUGUUGCAAUAACCGGUUGGAAACAGUAA